Molecule: messenger RNA, 3362 nt
Organism: Tachysurus vachellii
Lineage: Eukaryota; Metazoa; Chordata; Actinopteri; Siluriformes; Bagridae
Gene: chrnb2
Product: cholinergic receptor, nicotinic, beta 2
Exons: 6
Coding region: 253-1797 (514 amino acids)
Biological process (GO): nervous system process; monoatomic ion transmembrane transport; chemical synaptic transmission
Cellular component (GO): postsynaptic membrane; synapse; neuron projection
Molecular function (GO): acetylcholine-gated monoatomic cation-selective channel activity; transmembrane signaling receptor activity
Source: RefSeq, a predicted model, not a curated record
UGCGCUUCUUGUGCGUCAUGAUCAACCCUUUAUAUAUCUGGGAUCUCGUAACACGCGCCCUUUUUUCUUCUAUGAUAAACUAUUCUUUUUAAGUCCAGGGUGGACGUAAAUCCAUUCUAGGCUUAAUUAGCAGAAGAAAGCACAACACUCGGUCAUUCGGGGCUUAGUGUCCAUCUCUCCAUCGCAUUCGCUCACCGAUCCGCACGCGCCAACAAUAUUCCUGCGACUGAUGUCCUCCUCAUCCGAGCCGACAUGGCUCCAUGGACCGCGUUGUGCCUACUGCUGGCCACUGCGACAAGUAGCCAAGGAGCUGACACAGAGGAGCGACUGGUCGAGCAUCUCCUAAAUCCUGCUCACUACAACAAACUCAUUCGGCCAGCAACUAAUGGCUCGGAGUUAGUGACUGUGCAGCUGAUGGUCUCACUGGCACAGCUUAUCAGUGUGCACGAGAGAGAGCAGAUCAUGACUACUAACGUCUGGCUAACUCAGGAAUGGCAGGACUACCGUCUCGCGUGGGACCCGGAUAAGUUUGAUGGCAUGAAGAAGGUCCGCCUUCCAUCCAAACACAUCUGGCUGCCAGAUGUUGUCCUCUACAACAAUGCUGAUGGGAUGUAUGAAGUGUCCUUCUACUCCAACGCUGUAGUCUCAUAUGACGGUAGUGUGUUCUGGCUGCCACCAGCAAUCUACAAGAGUGCCUGCAAGAUCGAGGUGAAGCACUUCCCAUUCGACCAGCAGAACUGCACAUUAAGUUUCCGUUCCUGGACCUAUGACCGCAUGGAAGUAGACCUAGUGUUGCGCUCCGAUGUGGCCAGCAUGGAUGACUUCACACCGAGUGGUGAGUGGGACAUCAUUGCGCUACCUGGGCGUCGCAAUGAGAACCCAUCAGAUCCAGCCUACGUGGCCAUCACAUAUGAUUUCAUAAUCCGCCGCAAGCCACUUUUCUACACAAUCAACCUGAUAAUCCCAUGUGUGCUGAUUACAUCACUGGCUAUUCUGGUGUUCUACCUGCCGUCGGACUGUGGUGAGAAGAUAACGCUAUGCAUAUCUGUGCUUCUAGCUCUGACUGUCUUCCUGCUGCUCAUCUCCAAGAUUGUGCCACCCACAUCUCUGGAUGUGCCACUUGUGGGCAAGUACCUGAUGUUCACCAUGGUGCUUGUAACAUUCUCUAUUGUCACUAGUGUGUGUGUGCUCAACGUGCACCAUCGUUCUCCUACCACCCACACCAUGCCCCCGUGGGUCAGGGUGGUCUUCCUUGAUAAGCUCCCUGCCCUACUCUUUAUGCGACAGCCCAGGAACAGCAGCGAGCGGCAAAAGCUACGGCAACGGCGUCGUGCCAGUGAGAAACUUGGAAUCUCUGGUCAGGAGAGUGGCGAGGCGUGCACAUGCUAUGUCAAUCGGGCCUCGGUCAAGCAGUUUGGAGGAGAGGUGGGUGAAGGCGGUGGAGAAUCCAUGGAAGGAUUGAAUGGUCUGAGGGAUGGAGGACGUGAGGGCAGAGAGGGCACCUCAGCUUUGCCACGGACAAAGCAGCAGCCUCCUGCUGCUAUUCCUCAGGGCCUUCUGGGCCAGGCAUGCCCAGGUUUCGAGGAAGCUGUGGAAGGAGUGCGUUUUAUUGCCAGCCACAUGAAGUGUGAAGAUGAUGAUCGCAGCGUGAGCGAGGACUGGAAAUAUGUUGCCAUGGUAAUCGAUCGCCUCUUUCUCUGGAUCUUCGUCUUCGUGUGUGUCUUUGGCACAGUGGGGAUGUUCCUGCAGCCUCUAUUUCAGAACUCAUCCAAGACUGUCAUGAAUACGCCUGGCUGACCGAUUGGACAUCCGACAUCACAGGAUGGAGAAAAGAGAGAGGAUCGAAAGCUCAUUUCAAGGGGAACUGAGAUGGGUUUGCGUCUGACUCUAGGUUUAUAUGGAGACCUUUUUUGGAAUAUCUAAACACAAUCAAUAACCACACAGCAAUUUUUUAAAAUGCGAAGCACCUCUCAUCCAAUACCCUCCCUCGUCUCUUUUGUGUGACACAUUAAGCAAAUCAGGGAGAGAGCACACUUCACUCUGCCAGCCAAUCAGUGUUAAUCUCUGCAAGCAGCCUGCUAUUGAGCCAUCUUCACCCACAAGCUCCACCGUGUGACAGCUAGAGAACAUACAGCUUCCACAAGAGACCAGUGACUGCUAAAUACUGCGGGAGAAAUGGGAUAAAGUGAAAAGUCAUUUUUAUUUCUAUCUGUUUUAACAAUUUUCCGGUAUGAUUCAUUUUUCCUAGUCAUAUCUACAUGCUAUAGGGCAUUGCACAUAAAAAGACCUAUGUCAUUGUUCCUGUGUGAGAACACAACUCAAUGAUCAGUUUAGGCUUUGAGGCAAUAUUGUAUUACUCUUUUAACAUAACCAGAAUGUGUUUUAAGGUGUUGACGAGAUAAAUAGAUAGCCGUGAAUGACAAGGCGUUAACCUUAGCAGGGAAACAGGUUCUGGAAACUGUACACUACAAAAGCGGGAGACAUUAACUAAUCUCAGUUCUGAGAAAAAGUAAGACAAACUGAAUAGGUACAGUAUAGACGUUACAGAUAUGUGACAUGCAUUUUAGAGUUUAGUUCCUCUUUUCCUUUCCUUCUCUUCUCUACUCUCUAAUUUGCUUUUAUAUAUUUUGGAUUCCUUGUGCAGCUCUAAUUAAUGUGUGUUGCCAUUUGCUUAUUUGCCAUUAAUUAUUAAGUGUAUUAAUAAUGUUUUGGGACACUGUCGUUUGUGGUGGCGGGUAACAAUACACUCCUGCACUAUGUUUGUACCAUAACCUUGCUUGCACUGCUGCCAUUCAACUGUAUCUCUCUCAUUGCUUUUACCUUCUCCUUCUAUUUGAUCCCCUGCCUUCAAACUUAAAGUGGAUUGAAAUCCAUCCUAAUAUUGUUAUACUCUGUAUCACAAACCCUGUCUGUAUGAAUUUUAAUCAUUCGCUUGCCUGUGAUGUACGAUUACGGUUGGCUCAAUGUAAGCCAUUUGAUCAGGGUGGUUUUUCACGGUAAUAACCUGCUACCUUUUUUCAGCUUUUUCUAAGCCAGGUCUUUCCUAAAGAGGGUCAUUGAAAAUCCAUAUCUGAACAAGUCUACUUGUGUGUUCCUGCGUGCCAUUCAGGUGAUUCAUCACUGUCCUCAGAUUCUCCCACAUAUAUAUUUCUGCGUCAUCGCCUUAGGGACACAAGGCCAUGUUUCCAGUUCUAAAAAGUAUCCUUAACCUUCCUUCAAAUAACUAAAGGAAAAAGGAAUUAUAUCCAUUUAUUUUAUUUUAUUUACAUUAGCAACAAAUACUUGCCAAGAGAUGUUAUGCUGGCAAAUAAAGAUGCACCUCUAUGCAUAAUUUAAACACAAACACACACAUACACACACAC